Cryptomeria japonica (Japanese cedar) is the source of this 2975-nucleotide messenger RNA. Its product is annotated as 1,4-alpha-glucan-branching enzyme 1, chloroplastic/amyloplastic. Gene Ontology annotation, cellular component: cytoplasm. Lineage: Eukaryota; Viridiplantae; Streptophyta; Pinopsida; Cupressales; Cupressaceae. Gene Ontology annotation, biological process: glycogen biosynthetic process. Gene Ontology annotation, molecular function: cation binding; hydrolase activity, hydrolyzing O-glycosyl compounds; 1,4-alpha-glucan branching enzyme activity. The record is from RefSeq and is a predicted model, not a curated record. The transcript is spliced from 14 exons. Bases 196 to 2598 code for a protein of 800 amino acids.
AAACAAAAUAGACGACUUCAAUAUAGGCCCGGGUCCCAUCCCCGAUGUCCAAAAUAUCUAGACUGGACACCGACGGGAAAUGUCUUUACUUGACAUCAAGGGGAAAGAAUAUCAGCAGUUAUGCUUAAAAUAAAUAUGCGAAGUAGGUUGGCCUGACCGUACAAGGGUGGUCUGAGUGUUGCGGUAAGAGGAAGAAUGCAUAUACAUGCAACCGGCUUUCCUGCAAAUCAUCUCUCGUGGGCUACCUAUGCCAAGACUCCUGAAAGAACAUGUUUUUCUACAAAAGCAGAUUCAAGAUGUCAAUUCAAUAGGUGUAAAUAUUUGCCUGGAAAGAGUGUUCAUCAGCACUUGCACAUUCCGAUCUUAAAUGGAAGAAGGUUUUCUGUAAGGAAGCAUUUUUUGACAGCAAAUGCUAUUGGUCUGAAAGACGAGGAGUCUUCAAUGAAAAAAACUAUUGAAGAAGAGUUGAGAAAUUUAGGUGUGCUAAAUGUGGAUCCAUCCUUGGCUUCACAUAAAGCUCAUUUGCAGUACAGAUAUAAAAACUAUUUGCAACAAAAGCAAGCAAUUGAGAAGCAUGAAGGAAGCCUUGAGGAAUUUUCUCAAGGAUAUUUGAAAUAUGGGUUCAAUCGAGAAGGAAAUGAUAUUGUAUAUAGGGAAUGGGCACCUGCUGCUCGGGAAGCUCAGCUUACUGGAGAUUUCAAUGGCUGGAAUGGAUCUGAGUACCCAAUGGAAAGGGAUCAAUUUGGUGUUUGGUCAAUUUACAUUCCUGAUAAAGAUGGGCAGCCUGCUAUCCCACAUGGUUCAAGGGUGAAAUUCCGAAUGAAAACUUCUGAUGGGAUAUGGGUAGAUAGGAUACCAGCCUGGAUCAGGUAUGCAACUGUGGAUCCUAACAACUUUGGUGCAGCAUAUGAUGGAGUUUAUUGGGAUCCACCGCCUUCUAAGAGGUAUGAGUUCAAAUAUCCUCAAACACCAAGGCCUGAGGCUCCGCGUAUAUAUGAGGCUCAUGUAGGAAUGAGUGGUCCAGAACCACGUGUGGCAUCAUAUUUGGAAUUUGCAGAAAAUGUACUCCCUCGCAUAAAAGCAAACAACUAUAACACAAUUCAGUUGAUGGCUGUAAUGGAACACUCGUACUAUGGAUCAUUUGGAUAUCAUGUCACAAAUUGUUUUGCUGCAAGUAGUAGAUCAGGAACACCAGAGGACCUGAAAUUUUUGAUUGAUAAAGCACACAGUUUAGGUUUACAUGUCUUAAUGGACAUGGUUCACAGUCAUGCUAGUAAUAAUGUUACAGAUGGUCUGAAUGGUUAUGAUCUUGGUCAAAGAGCAGAAGAAUCUUAUUUUCAUACAGGAGAGAGGGGAUAUCAUAAGUUGUGGGAUAGUCGGCUAUUUAAUUAUGGAAAUUGGGAAGUUAAACGAUUUUUACUUUCUAAUUUACGCUGGUGGCUUGAUGAAUUUCAUUUUGAUGGUUUCCGUUUUGAUGGAGUGACUUCGAUGUUAUACCACCAUCAUGGCAUCAACAUAGGAUUUACAGGCAAUUAUAAUGAGUACUUUAGUGAGGCAACUGAUUUGGAUGCUGUAGUCUAUCUAAUGCUGGCUAAUACACUAAUCCAUAAUAUCCAGCCUAACGCAACAGUUAUUGCAGAAGAUGUUUCGGGUAUGCCAACUUUAGGUCUGCCUGUUUCUGAAGGUGGAGCAGGAUUUGAUUACCGCCUAGCAAUGGCCAUUCCAGACAAGUGGAUUGAGUAUUUAAAGCAUAAGCCAGAUGAACAGUGGUCCAUGAAGGAAAUUGUUUCUACGCUAACAAAUAGGAGAUAUACUGAGAAAUGCGUUGCAUAUGCAGAAAGUCAUGAUCAGUCAAUUGUUGGCGAUAGGACUAUUGCAUUUUUAUUGAUGGACAAGGAAAUGUACUUUGCUAUGUCAUGUUUGCAAUCACUUUCCCCUGUUGUUGACCGUGGGAUUGCGCUACAUAAGAUGAUACAUUUCAUAACAAUGUCACUAGGUGGUGAAGGUUAUCUAAACUUUAUGGGAAAUGAGUUUGGUCAUCCCGAAUGGAUUGAUUUUCCAAGAAAAGACAACGGUUGGAGCUAUGACAAAUGUAGAAGACAAUGGAACUUAGUUGACACAGAUCAUCUAAGAUACAAGUUCAUGAACAAUUUCGAUAAAGCCAUGAAUGAAUUGGAUGAAAAUUUUCAUUUUCUAGCUUCUUCGAAACAAAUUGUUAGCAGUGCAAAUGAACAAGAUAAGGUGGUUGUUUUUGAACGAGGAGAAUUAGUGUUUGUUUUCAACUUUCAUCCAAAGAAAACAUACUCUGGGUACAAGAUUGGUUGUGAUUCACCUGGAAAAUAUAGGGUUGCGUUGGAUAGUGAUGCACUGGAGUUCGGUGGUUAUGGCAGGGUGAGUCAUGAUGUUGAUCAUUUCACUUCCCCAGAAGGUAUCCCAGGGAGACCAGAAACAAAUUUCAACAAUCGGCCAAAUUCUCUGAAAAUAUUUUCACCUCCACGUACAUGCCUAGUAUAUUACAGAGUUCCAGAAAUUGCUGUUCCAGAGAUUACUGUUGAUACAGAUGAUAGCAACUUAGUUGAUAAAUCUGUUCUCCUGUGAUAGGCUUAAUUCUUAAAUUUCUAACUAAUCACAAAGACACUGUAUGAGAUUUCUUGACAAGCAGAGGUAAUCAAAUAAGCAGUGACAUUUUUUCUACGUAAUUUACUCUUAGAUAAUUAGAUUCUUUUUUCAUUUGCUAUUUAUGGACUGAGAGAAACCUUGCCAGUAUGCGAUGAGCUAAUCUGAAGUCUUAAAUAUCCAUCAGCCUGAUAAAUUAUUCAGAAUCAUGUUGGAAAUUCUGCUGGAAAUUGGAUUUUCCAUUUUAAACAGGACAUUGUAGAAUGAUGAACCUUGUUUGAAUGAAUUUACAAUAAGAUGUCAAAUGUACACAAUAGUUUUUUUGAUUCAAUGACAUUAUCAGAGAAAUAUUAUUUACU